Vicia faba (fava bean) is the source of this 360-nucleotide messenger RNA. Lineage: Eukaryota; Viridiplantae; Streptophyta; Magnoliopsida; Fabales; Fabaceae. The record is from the annotation of a GenBank genome assembly.
AUGGAGAGGUUAAAAGAGAAAGAAAAAGGUCAUGUUAAUGUUGAGGAAAAUGAAGAUGGUGAGGACAGUGAAUCAUCUAAAGAUUCUUUGGAUGGUAUACACUUUGAAGAUAGUGAAGAGGAGAGGAUUCACGAUUUUGAUGAAGACAUAGGUGAAGGGUUAAACAAUGGAGUGGAUAACGGUGCCGGUACAUGUGGAGUGGAUAAUGGUGAUGGUACAUGUCAAAUGGAUAAUGGUCAAGGGAUACACAAAGGGAUGACUACAGUUGAGAUGGAUAAGGAACAUGUAAUUAAUGAUUAUUACAUCACAUAUGAGCUUGAUAGUGGGACAAAUGAUGAUAGUGAUGAUGGUAGGCCUUAA